Geodia barretti is the source of this 2314-nucleotide messenger RNA. NCBI's taxonomy places the organism in Eukaryota, Metazoa, Porifera, Demospongiae, Tetractinellida, Geodiidae. The record is from the annotation of a GenBank genome assembly.
AUACGCGCGUGUGGUGUGUGGUUCCUUGUUCCUGCUUCGUCGUGUGUCUUGUUUCUGGACAGUUUUGCACAGGUGAGUGGGCGGAAACAUGGAGCUCCUGGCUCUCACGGGAGCCGCCGUUCAACCACUGCUGCUGGACAGUGGUUCUGACACUGAACCACCUGUGCAGAACGUGGAGGAUGAACCACAAGGUUCCUGGGACCCAAGUCACUCCGUCUUUUCACCGCUAACUGGCAGGAGCUCCCCUCAUCAUGUGACCAAUACAGACUACACCCAGACUACACCCACCGACCAUACACUGACUCCGCCCACUGACCACACCCCAUCGCCUCUGACUAUCACAGCUAGGGACCUGUGUCCUGCGAGAGGGAGAGGGAGAGAGAACGGGGAGAGCUUGAUUUCUUGGGAAUCACUAUCUCCCCUGACGCUUCCUGCCUUCCAGAGUCGGAGUACCCCACAACACCCUACCGCGCCUACUCCACCGAUUCUUACUCCAGUUACUCCACACCAUACUCCCGGCACCCCGCAUGCAACAGGUCACGUGAGGAUCAAAAUAUCGGCGAAAAAGCUCCGAGAAGUCGUUUCACCACUCCUCACUCCACCUCCGAGACUACCUCAGAAAACAGUGGAAGAGAGCGUUUCUCUUCGUUCUCUUCCGUCUUGCGAGAGUCCUGGGAGCUCUGAGUGCUCAACACCGAGAGCUCUGGUACCACUGCAGCACCUCUCCGUCCCUCCCUCCCCCUCCCUCGCUGCUCCCAGCCCCUCCGGUGUGCCACUACAAGCCAGGGUCGAGAAUCAGCCACCCAAUGCCAACGAAGCAAGAGCAACCGAUAAGUGUAAGGGUUUGGUUCAGGGUACAAUGAGAUCCAGUCACCACUGCUCCCAAGUCGACACUUCAUUAGAGAACAGUGUCUUUGUGAGCCAAAUUGAAUCCCCACAGCCCACGUCUACCGCAAAGGAAAAGCUGCUUCAGCAACAGGCCCGGGAGAAGAAGAGGUCGCAGUUCAAGGUGAUUCGGCCACAGGUUAUCGGACAACAAGAGGCAACAUCGAAGACAAAUAUGGGGGAGAGGGAUGGUAAAACGAGGCAUGAACCGGGCAGAGCUUCCCCCGGGCUGCCUCAAAAGGCCAGGAGAGUGGGAGGAGAGAGGAACGGAGGGAGUUGUGGGAUUCCAUUACCAGAGCCAGUCGCCUCAAAUGAGCAGGAGAGACCUGGUGCAGGCAUGACUCGACUUCCUGUCUCCUCGAUUCCUCUCUGCCCUCCUCCUCGUCAUCCGAUUCCUUCUCAAUUAGACUCUGAACCCUCGAGCAGUGUUUUCCCUGAGAAUGCGGCCCACAGGAGGGAUUCUGUCUCGCCUCCAAGGAAAACAUUAGGGAGACCUGGCAGAUCACGUCCUCCUCCGGUUGGCGGCCGUGGGACAAACAGGACAGUCUGGCACCGACAAACCCGCCACAAACGGCCUCCUCAUGUUUCCUCCCGUCGAAAUCAUGCGCCUGGUGUCUCCCCUGUUUCUACUGAUGGCGAUGGACCUCGUGUUAUCUCUAGGCCGACAUACAGGGCUUCUCCCUCGAAAUCAUCACCACAACAACCACCACCCACACCCACCUCACUUCCCCCAUCCUCAUUCCCUCCCCUCCCUCCCCAUCUCCCUGGAAACCCUCUUCCGCCUUCCGUCUCCAACUAUCUGCCACUGGACUUCCAGGAGACAGUUUGCCUGGUGGCCAGCUGCGCUGCCGCGGCAACUGCUGCUGCCCUAACAACACAUAGAAAUUCUGGGGACGAAGCCAGUGUCAUGAAAGACAGGCUCUGUGGGAAUUGUCCUAGCCACCAUCUCGCCUCAAGGCAGCCGCCAUCCAAACUCGAUUUUGCCCCUGGUCCUCCCUGGUCCACUGAGAGGAAGAGGGGCAGAGGGAGGAGCGAGGUGGACGGAUUCCCUCAGGACAGACGGCCGACGGGAGUCAAAGAACCGCCGGUGGAAAAGAAAACUGAAGCGUUUACAGUGGCCCCUCAGGAAUCACAGUGGUGUGGGGGUUUUGGUCUGCCAGAUAAACAGCCGUCACCGCUAUCUAACCAGACCCUCUGUGCUGGAAAACAUUCUGAAAAAACACAAAACGGAACAGACUUCUGGCGCCAGGAUCCACGGGGGUCUCCCCCCAGAGACCACCACCUGCCAGACGGCGACAACACCGACUCAGAGGGUUCCGGUCCAGAAACAAGCCAGCGGGAUCUCCCUGCGAGAGAUGAGAGAGUCGCCUCCCCUCCCUGCCAUGAGCUGCUCAACGAACCGUGGGACAAAGGUCAGUACAAAGGUUGA